AUGAAAAUUGAAAUCCUUUCUCUACUGGCCUUUUUGGCUGCCCGUAUCGUGGCAAAAUCACUCCCGCCAGGCGACCUCCGCUCUCUUUGCCCCGCCGACCAAGGCCAAAAAACUGGAACAAUAACCUUUUACAACGGUGUCGAAGCGGAAUACACUUGCCGCGUAAAGGUGUCCGGCAAUCCUGAAUCUACUGAAGUGAUGGCGGCGACCCCCCAAGCAUGCGCUACAAAGUGCAUCGAAAAUCCAGAUUGCUCUAGCGCCUUGUUGCAGGCCUCGCAAAAACGAUGUAUGCUCUACACCUCUGAGGUGACAUUCAAACCUCAUUCUCGCGGCUCCCUCUAUCUAAAGCCCAUUCGCAAGCCUUGCCAAGAUUGUCAAGACGAGAAAGAAAGGUGUGAAAGAGAGUUGGACGCCCAGAAAGAAUGGGACGAGCAUUUGCAGAGGGACAUAGAUGAAUUUCGGGAUCUGCUUAGGGAGGCUGAGCAAGAAAAUAAGGACCUGAAAGCCAAGCUCAAGACCUGCGAGCACAGGGAGCUCUAG
Messenger RNA from Penicillium angulare, 540 nucleotides. RefSeq lists its product as uncharacterized. The coding region runs from base 1 to 540 and encodes 179 amino acids. The transcript has a single exon. NCBI's taxonomy places the organism in Eukaryota, Fungi, Ascomycota, Eurotiomycetes, Eurotiales, Aspergillaceae. The record is from RefSeq and is a predicted model, not a curated record.